Messenger RNA from Anopheles funestus (African malaria mosquito), 8926 nucleotides. It is a transcript of the gene anne, whose product is annotated as polyamine-transporting ATPase 13A3. Gene Ontology annotation, cellular component: membrane. The transcript has 3 exons. Lineage: Eukaryota; Metazoa; Arthropoda; Insecta; Diptera; Culicidae. The coding region runs from base 2298 to 6509 and encodes 1403 amino acids. Gene Ontology annotation, biological process: intracellular calcium ion homeostasis; polyamine transmembrane transport. The record is from RefSeq and is a predicted model, not a curated record. Gene Ontology annotation, molecular function: ATPase-coupled monoatomic cation transmembrane transporter activity; polyamine transmembrane transporter activity; ATP hydrolysis activity.
UCUGGACAAUUUAAAUUUCAUGUUCGAAAAAUGAGUACGCAUUUCGAAUAUUGCUCUUGACAAGUCGACAUUUUCUGCUUGGGGGACCGUCGUGCGGUCUUCGUUUUCUUUUCGGUUACAUUCGGAUCGUCCGUUUAGCGCACGAGUUGAAGGGUUCAGUUCUGCGAAGGCAUUUAGAAAAAAAGGGCACGAAAAUAAGGUCUUUUUCGGUCAGGAAGCAGGCUGCGUGCGAUAGUCUGUCAGAUUGCAGCAUCUUUUCGUGCGUUUACCGAAGGCGGUUCUCGUGGUUUUCAGUGCAAUCUUGUGCUAGCGCCUGUGUGUGUGUGUGUAAGUGAUUUGCACCGUGAAAAACGAGGAAGAAGGAGUAAAGUGUCAGUGCGGAAUACCAUAUCAGUGGAUAACCGGAAGUACCGUGUGUGUUUUGCAGAGUGCUAGGCAUGUUUGUCAUGUGUGACUAAGUGUAUUUUCUCAGUCGGAAAGAAUCGGAACGACGAAAACGUAUCAAUUGCAACAUACUCGGUCAGUAUACGAGCAGGAGCAUCAAGCUGCAAUCUUUGCUGCAUCCGGACCAGCUCCCAGCUGCUAUGUCCGGUUUCAUUCCUUGCAAAUCGUUGCUAGUCACAAGCGCGAAGAGAAAACGGUGAAAAGCAAAGCAAAAGAAAAGCCGGAAAGGACAAAAUCCGUGCGAAUCGUUUGGAUGUUAGUUCUUGCAUGAAAUCGGGCGACCGUGAGAGGAGGAUGUAGUUGAGUCUAAUCAGCACCACCAUUUAGCAUCUUUAUUUGCGACGUGUCACAAAAACGAACAUAGUGCAUGCCGCAGUCCCUUGGAAUCAUACAAAAUACCUGCUUCCCGUACGGUUUUUGUGUGAUUGACAAGAGUUGAUACAAGCGGCAGAAAUCAUCAACCAGAAAUUUUCAACCACGCGUAUCCUUCCUCAUCCUACAAACGCUGAUACCACCGGUUCGUCUGCCUCCUUGGAUAUUGAAUUCAGCAGGGAAAUUUCGAUUGUCGAUUGCUCACCAUAAAAAAAACCCCAUUUACCAGCUCGAGCCGAAGGAUAUUCCGUGGCAUUCCACAUAUCAACACAGGACACGAAAAACACACAACACACACACACACAAAUACCAACAAGCUCCAUCGAGGACGCGGCGCGUGAGCACACGUUUUUAUCGAUCCAUAGAGAAAAUCAGGAAGUGCCACCAGCUCUUUCCGACGUUCGUCAGCGAGAACGUACCGACGAAAACAGACCAGUCACACUUGUACGCUUGGUAACGGACAGACAGCAACAAAAACAGCAAAAAGGAAGCCCACCAAACAAAGGUGCGUUUUGGCCACCAUCAGCCACCAUUAAACGGGCGAGCGAAUGAGUUCGAUGCUCGUGAUCAUCUGUCUAAUGUGAGACGCCUGCAGGGAGUAGAACGUCAUCCGUAAAAGGAAACGAAAUCGAUUUUCAAGUUCAUCGCGUUCUAGAAAGUAAAUAAGCGGCCACCUUUACACCUUCACCCGUCAGCCGGCGCAUCGUAUUUGGGUAGGCGCGCAAAAAACCCCAAAUCGCCACCGACGUCGUCGUCCUCGUCGGUGUCGUUUGCAACUGAGUGGGCUUCGUGGGACCAUGUGCGCGAUCUGUACUGCCGUGCCGGAGAGUGACAUCUUUGUGCUGAGAUAGCAUAGAUACGCGUCCCUCGUAGCCAUUGUCGCGCAGCUGAUAAGCGCCAACAGCCAGCCGUUCCUGUCCCGUCCUUCUUCGUGCGCUCGCUGCUUAUCAGCAUCAUCGGCAGUGCCGAACGAUCAUUGCCACCAACACCGCCAACUAAUAUAGCAUAACAAGAGUGCGCGGUCACCCGCACUGUGACACCAGCACACACGCGUCUCCACACCUUCAGGCGCCUUCCCGCCGAACGAAAAAGGGUAGGUGAAGAAACGGUUUUUUUUUUUGUUUUGCCAUUCGGCACAACAACCCUCUCCCCCGUGCGCCGUCGGUGUUAAGCCACUCACUAACACCAGCGUCGGCAAAACCACCACACCACAUCAUUACCGCGGUUAAGGUGGUCGUUGUAAAAGCGCGUCGCUGUGCCGCGGCAGCCACCGAUUGCGUGCCGGCAGUCGUUGAAGGCAUCGUUGGCGGCGUGCUUGCAUUCUCGUGCGCGAGCUACUCCGAGCUCCGGCACCGUGCCUCAGUCAGUCUGAUUGCGCGUCGGAGUGUCACACGGGUGAAACCUCCCUGACGGUGGCCAUACCUGGGCACGAGGGUCUGUGCGUGUGUGUGUGUGUGUGUGUAGCGUGUAAGCUGUGAUACAUGAUGCCACUGGCGGAAGGAUCGGCCUCGGCCGAUCGGUUCACGGCUGCGGGAUCGGCAGCAGGAUCAACGUACGAUGUACCAGCCCAGCUGGACACGACGCUUACCGAUGGUGGUCGUUACGGUGAUUCUGCUGCCGUGCUUACCGCUGCUGAUGAAACCGAUCGGGCGACGGUACCGUGCUUAAACGAAAAUCCCGGCAUACGGCCGGAAGCCGAAGAUGAGGACGGGCCGGCGGCAGUACAGAUCAAGAAAGCGCGUAAGUCUAUGCUAUUCACAACGCACAACCACCACCAUCAUCCACAACAUCACCGGUCACACCGGUACGAUAUCGAGCAAGAAAAAUCGAAUCCUGACGCUGUGUCCACUUUAGCCGAGCUGCUACAGGAAUCCGGUCUCCAGGCGUCCGUACACGACAUACUGAACGAUGGCGAGGAGGACCAGAUGUUCAUUACCGGCUACGAGCGGUGUCUGCGCAAAACGUUCCUGUGCUACGUUGGCUUCCUGCUUACGUUCGGCAUCCUGCGGUUGGUGAUGCAUUGGCGGCGCCAUUGGCUGCUGCUUGCGACGCACCGCGAAUGUUCGCUCGAGCAUGCCGACAAGGUGCUGAUCCAUGAGGCGUACCAGCGCAAGCACGAUCUGUACUAUGUGAAGGACGUGAUUACGCUCAGCGGUGAUGUUAUCAGUGAAAUUCUGGAUGAAAAAAAGAAACCAACCACAAGCAACGCUCGUAACGUGAUCAAGGAGCUGACGCAGAAUGGUAUUGCGGAUUACGUCGGGUUUUUUCGCUCACUGAAUCCGUUCCAGGUGGCUUACCAUCGUACCGGUGGACGAUUCGAGCAUGCGAGCACCAUGCGUUACUUUUCCUGCAAGAAGCUACGGUACAUCUGGUGCGAUCUGAGCAAGAAGUUUAUCAAGCUGCAAGGUUUGGAUGUGGAGGUGCCGAGCGUACUCAUCCACCAUACGAAGGGACUGUCCGUGUACGAGCAGAGCAUCCGCCGCUUGAUCUACGGAAGUAACGAAAUCUUCAUCCCGGUGCGCAGCGUACUAACGCUGCUGUUUCUCGAAGUGCUCAAUCCGUUCUACGUGUUUCAGAUCUUUUCGGUGAUAUUGUGGUUUUUCUACGAGUACUACUACUACGCGGUGGUGAUCAUACUGAUGAGCGGGUUCGGUAUUACCGUGUCGAUCAUACAGACGCAGCGCAACCAGCGCGCACUUUACUCCACUGUGAAGAACACCGACACGGCGAUGGUGGUGCGCGACAGCAUGGAAUCGGAAACGAUCGAAACGCGUUUUCUGGUGCCGGGUGAUGUGUUGGAAAUUCCUGCCACCGGUUGCACGAUGCAGUGCGAUGCGGUACUACUGUCCGGCAACUGCAUCCUGGACGAAUCGAUGCUGACGGGUGAGAGUGUACCGGUCACAAAGACACCGUUGCCGCUCAAGCGUGAUCUGAUCUACAAUCGCAAGGAGCAUGCGCGCCAUACGCUUUUCUGUGGGACACGCGUCAUCCAGACGCGCUACAUCGGCAGCGAGAAGGUCCUGGUGAAGGUGCUGAACACGGGCAACAUCACGGCAAAGGGUGGACUGAUCCGAUCGAUUCUCUAUCCACCGCCGGUGGACUAUAAGUUUGAGAAGGAUUCGUACAAGUUUAUUACCGUGCUGGGUGUGGUGGCGUUCUGUGGAUUCGUUUACACGCUCUACACCAAGAUUAGCCGCAGUAUCGGCGCGGUGAAGAUCAUUGUGGAAUCGUUGGAUCUGAUAACGAUCGCUGUACCGCCGGCACUACCGGCUGCGAUGACGGUCGGCCGUAUGUAUGCGCAGAAGCGUUUGAAACGGAGCAACAUUUACUGCAUCUCGCCCCGAGCAAUCAACGUGUCGGGCAGUAUCGAUUGCGUGUGUUUCGACAAAACCGGCACACUGACGGAGGACGGGCUGGAUAUGUGGGGCGUGCUGCCAAAGGAUUCGACCAACAGCUUCCAGAUACCGCUGAAAGACAUUACCCGGUUGCCGAUGAGUGAUCAUCUACUGUUCGGUAUGGUCACUUGCCAUUCGAUUACGUUCGUCAACGGUGAGAUGCGUGGCGAUCCGCUUGAUCUGAAGAUAUUUGAGUCUACCGGGUGGAUACUCGAGGAGGCGAAUGUGUCCGACGAAACCAAAUACGAUAUGCUGUUCCCGACGAUCGUGAAACCACCUCGGGGCGAUUCGCGAGACGAGCUGAACCUCGAGCUGGACGUGGCGUACGACAAUUCCAACGAUAUCGGUAUCGUGCGAGAGUUUUCCUUCACCAGUGCGCUGCAACGGAUGUCGGUAGUAACGCGAAAGGUGUCGGACAAUCAUUUCAACGUGUACGUGAAAGGUUCACCGGAGAUGAUCAGCACGUUGUGCCGGCCCGAAAGCAUACCGGAGGAUUUCCAAUCGAAGCUAGGUUUUUACGCACAACAAGGUUAUCGAAUCAUUGCGAUUGCGUACAAACAGCUGGACAAGAAGCUAAACUACCCGAAGGUGCAAAAAAUUGCCCGCGAAAAGGUGGAAUGUGAGCUGGAAUUUUUGGGCUUUGUCAUACUGGAGAACCGGCUCAAGGCGGACACGGAGGAGGUGAUCGAGAGUUUGAAUGCGGCCAGCAUACGCUCGGUAAUGGUAACCGGCGACAAUCUGCUGACGGCGGCAAGUGUCGCACAUGACUGCGGUAUGAUACUGCCCGGUCAGAACCUGGUGACGGUAACCGCACACGCGGAUAAAGCAAACCCGGACCAUUACUUUCUGUCGUACGAUAUUACCGGUCAGCCGCAGCUCACACAGUCCGACAUUAUUAACGAUAAUCAGGUACCAGGCAUUAAACCGGACGGUACGCCAAAGGUGAAGGAAAAUGGCAACUACGCGCUCAUGACGGAAUCUAACAGCAUUAGCAGUUCGAUCGACACGUGUACCAUCUCGACCCAGCUGAGCACAAACUUCGACAAGGAUCAUCACUCGCACCGAAUCAUGAUCGAGGCGGACCACGACUGUAACUCCAUCACGGACAUAAAGGUAGUAAAUGGUGUUACGUCCGAUCCACUAACGCUUGCAAAGACGUCCGGUACGUUCUGCUUCGCGCUGACCGGCAAAACGUGGGCCAUCAUCAACGAACACUUCCCGGAGCUGGUGCCCACCAUCACCUCGUUCGGCACAGUGUUUGCCCGUAUGUCGCCGGAUCAGAAGCAACAUCUGAUUACGGGACUGCAAAAUCUCGGCUAUUACGUCGCAAUGUGUGGCGAUGGUGCGAAUGAUUGUGGCGCGUUAAAGGCGGCACAUACAGGCAUUUCGCUUUCGGAAGCAGAAUCAUCCGUCGCGUCUCCGUUCACGUCGAAAAAUCCUACCAUCGCCUGCGUACCGAACGUGAUCAAGGAAGGACGGGCCGCGCUGGUUACCUCCUUUGGCAUAUUUAAGUUUAUGGCUGCCUAUUCGCUGGUCCAGUUCGCUUCCGUCGUUAUUCUAUACUCGAUCGAUUCAAACUUGACCGACUGGCAGUAUCUGUACAUCGAUCUGUUCAUCAUCUCCAUUGUGGCAUUCUUCUUCGGUAAAACUUCCUCGUACGAUGGACCGCUGGUGAAGCAAACGCCCUCCAACUCGCUGAUAUCGCUUGCACCAUUGCUUUCGCUGGCACUGCACAUGAUCGUUGCGAUCGGCAUACAGAUGGCCGGUUGGUAUCACGUACAAGCGCAACCAUGGUUCGAACCGUUCAACUAUACCUCCGACCGGGAAUUAAAUGACCACGGGUGCUACGAAAACUACACCAUCUUUGCUAUCUCCUGCUACCAGUACCUGAUACUGGCGAUCGUUUUCUCCAAGGGCGCACCGUACCGGAAGUCCAUCUUUUCCAACUAUGGAUUCAUCAUCAGUAUCGUGGUAAACACGGCUGUCGCGAUUGUGCUGACCGUGUACCCGCCUACCUGGAUAGCGGAACAGUUCGAGCUGGUUAUGCCGCCCGAGGGCGAGUUCCGAUUCCGUCUUUAUGUCGUCGCGUACGGAUUGAUAAACUUCCUACUGUCCUUAUUCAUCGAGCAGGUGAUUGUGGACGAGAUUGCGUUCAAGCGGCUGCGCUACCGAUGGCACAAUGUAGCCAAAUCACGCCGCAAGUACUUACAGAUUCAGCAAAACUUUCACCGGGACAUCCAUUCGCCCAGCGACUUUAAAACAGUGUACGGAUGGUCGAACGAAAAGUAUGAUUACUGACGCCACCUUACUGCUGGUGCUGCGGAGAACAACAGUGAAGCUGGCGGUGGUGCGAUGAUACUAGCAUUGGCACUUCAAAUCGCGUGGCUAUUGCUAGGGGCGGCGGUCAUGGUCGUAUGCCAUUGGAAGGAUGCGGGAUAUUACAACAGAGAAGCCAAGCUGCGGUAGCACUACCCCGCACCAUGUACGAUCGCUUGAGCCUGCAUCUGCACGGAAGCCUGCCUGAUUGAAAUGAGAAAGGCGAAGAGUUGAGCCUAAAUUGUUGAUACUGUUUGUGAUAUGUAUGAUUUUACACGCUUCCCUAGCGUAUAUGCCUCGGGGACACGCAGGCACCUUACGAUAACGGGGGGGGUUUUCAUCUACUACGGAUGGUGCAUCUACCAGAAAUAUCCCAUGUUACGAUUGAAAGACAAUAAUGAGCUGAACGAGCAGUGGCUGUACCACCACCGGACCGGGCCGAUCACCAUUCUUCUGGACGUGCAUCCUGGUGUCCCUAAAGGAUUUAUCUACCGGCAAGAUAUAUUUGUUUUUGUGAAGCAGUGGGGGUUAUUCCCCAGGACUAUAAGGGCCUUUGUGUGCAAGGUGCUGUGCGAAAUGAAUAUAUAGAUAUAUACACACACACACGCAAGUAAAACACGUAUUGAUCAAUAUAUCAGCAUCAUUGAGUAUUGCGGUGCGCCGAAGGACGAAGAAGCGUGCUAGUAUGUGUUGAGAGGUGCCUGUCAGCCGAACGUGUCGAUAGUUAUUGCGUAGCGAUUUGUAAUACGAUUUACAAAAAUUUGAAGAAGAAAAAAAAAUGGCGGACAAAACAAGACACACAGGGGUUAGGACGAACGAUUAGUCAGUUCCGUUCUGUAUUUUGUAGUAAUAGUGAUGAGCGUUAGAUGAAAAACGCUGCACACACUCACACAGGUUUUGUAGUACCGAAAGGUAGAGAACGACAGCUUCCUACCAAUAGAGGAACGCUCACGCUAAUAGAUAGGAUACAAAGACAUAGUCUCAAGGACACAAAUCCUCUUUCCUCUUCUAAUAAUGUCUUUCUGCCACUUACACCUUAGUUAAAAAAUUGUAUAUUAAAGCAUGCGCUUGGGCAAAAUCUUUAGUAAGUAGAUCAUUCAAAAUCCUCUAUUCGUUAGAUUUACGCCUAACGUAUUUCCAAGACGUUCUAAUCUUACACAUUUACUACAAAACAUACUGUUGCGAGUAAUGAGUUUCUAGGCACUAUAACCACCACUAUUCUCACAGUCUUUGUGCAAUGAUAACGGUAGCGGAAAAUUCACAUAGCGCACGGUAUGCCGGGUACAUUUAAACACAAAGCUUAGUCCAGCGAAACAGGCAAGAAAGAGCUCAUGAAUGAAUUGUUAGAAACCGUGCGGUCUUAAAGAUCGCGUAAAAAAGAAUACCAAAUCAAUGUUUAAGGAACGGGAUUAGUUCGUGUUCAUACUCAAAAGUAAUAGCGCAAAGGAAGGGGAAAAAUGGACAGCAAAGUUAACUUACUUAUGGAAGGGCCAUAUGCAAGGCGUGUUGUCUGUAGUAUGCUAGAGCAUAAGUGCACGCAACAGCAAAGGACGUCAGUGCAGAUACAGUUUGCAGCAAAUACUUACGCCAGUUGUAAAACUGUGCUAAUGGUAGUAAGCAGAAGGCACAAGGAAAGAACUGCACUGCAUUACGGGACACGGUGUUCGGAUGGGAAUCAAUAUGAUCAUCGAUGUGCAUGGAAAGGUCCGACCGCAGCAUAAUUCUAUUGCAUGAUUAACGAUGAAAAGCAGUCGCAUUGCCACGUCUAUUUAAAACGCUAGUUUGCCAGUUUUUAGCAGCCUGUUUGGCAGCCUUCUUAUGUAUUUCUUUACUUAAUACACCUCAGCCGGUAAGGAAGAAAGCGAGGUUUUUAGUUGAAAAAUAUGUGUUAGACUCAUAAAGUAUAUUUAAAAUUGUGCAGCACGUGACCUAAGUAUUGGAGGGUGUUGAAAAUGAGAGUGGAACUAGUUAAAUUAAAUUGACAUCGUUAUACAAACGUGUGUAAAACAAUGGCGCUCAGCUGGAUCAUUUGCCCGGGAAAAUAAAACAAAACUACAGUUCCAGUUGUGUUUGCUAGAAUUGAUUCAAAAUCAGUUCACAAUUGUACAAUAAAUUAUAUACGCAUUUCGUUUGUGAAGCAUUUGGUUGUUGACAGAGUUCGAACAAAUAACUUUGUAAUCGCGAAUGCUGCCUGCAUGUAUGACAUGUGCGAACGAUUGGAAACACUAGUUUAGAACAAAGGUACACUUUGACGAAGGUGCUAUAUAUGCCAGAACGUUUGCGAAAGUAAAACACAAAUGGCAAAUGGAUUUUGUGUGUCUGUGUAUAUAUGCAACAGCAACAUGUAGCCGGGGGUUGAAUUUAAUGAAAUAAAUCGAUUCUACAAUGUGUAACUAUAA